This is a messenger RNA of Tribolium castaneum (red flour beetle), 1775 nucleotides long. Its product is annotated as probable G-protein coupled receptor 21. Gene Ontology annotation, molecular function: G protein-coupled receptor activity. The transcript is spliced from 3 exons. Gene Ontology annotation, cellular component: membrane. The record is from RefSeq and is a predicted model, not a curated record. Gene Ontology annotation, biological process: G protein-coupled receptor signaling pathway. NCBI's taxonomy places the organism in Eukaryota, Metazoa, Arthropoda, Insecta, Coleoptera, Tenebrionidae.
UAUUGUUUCUAAGUGGUUCAUGCAAAUGCGGGGUCUGCGGAAAGAUGGAUAACUUCACACUUUACGAAAACGCUUCCCACAACUGCACCAAUUCCGAGUACGAAAUGGAACUGCAAGUAAUCGUGAAUGUUUUCAUCGGGAUUUUGGUGCUAACAGCUGGGAUAGCGAUGAUUGUGAACGUGGUUGUUUUCAUGAGCGUGCAUUGGAUCAGACGUCCGAUGCCCCCAAUUUUGAAAAUGAGCAUAAGUUUGGCAGCUGCGGACGCUUUAAGUUCGUCAAUAUUCGCCGUGACUCUAUUCAUAAACACGUACCUCCCUUCUAUCGGUAUAAAUCUAUGAUGGCUGGAAAUAAUUAUGGAAAUGAUGAAACUGAGCGGAAUUCUCGUCACGGUAACUCAUUUACUGGCCCUCAGCUUGAACCACUACAUCGGAAUUUUAAAACCCCUGCACUACAACUCGAUCGUAACAAGACGCAAAGUUACAGCAGUAACAAUAUUACUCUGGCUGUUCCCAACAGCUUUCGUCAUUUUCCUAUUCACGUCUCAGGCCGAAGGCGCCUACUGGAGAGAUAUCUUCAGCAACGAAACGGAAAUAGAUAUGGAAAACCAGACGACAUUUGUUGACACGUUCAGAUUCAGAAUGAGUUAUUCCGCCUAUUUCAUCGUCUCCAUAUUCCUCAUGGCGAUUUGCUACACGCACAUUUUAAUCAUCGUGAAAAAGCAGCAAAACAUAUGGAAAAACUUAUCAAGGGUCGGGAGCACCAAAUGGUCAGGACGCUCCGUCAAACAUUGCCCGAACAAAGCAAACAAAGAGCAAAAACAAUUGGAAGGCAACAUCCGAGCAAUAUACACAACGUUGCUCAUCCUCGGAUCGUGUGUGAUUGGCUGGAUGCCUGCACUUCUCAUUUUUGUGCUAAUGUGCAAAGAAGACUGCUACAUACAUGGCGCACAGCUCAGGAGCUUGAACGAAAACUAUCUCAUCGAAGUCAUGUCCAUGAGACUGCUCGAAAACAUGCUCAUUGUGCUCAAAAUGCUCGCCAAUCCCAUCAUAUACAGCAUCAGAAUGAAGGAGAUUCAGGAAGGAACCAAGCACAUGCAGGCGACCCUGUUGAAGGUUUUUUGCCCAUCUAGGCCUGACAGCAACAAUUACACCCUCGCUUCUCGCCGAUCGCCAAAUGCAUACAACUGUUCAUUACGCACACGAUUAACGACGGCCUCAAUAAAUAACGGUGGACACACAAGCCACGUUAGCAUCGGACGGACCGAAUUGGUCAACACACUUUUGUAAAAUCAUACACUUUAAUUACAAAAUAUACAUUGAGGUAACGAGGUGAGCUUGCGAAGAUUAAUUGCUUGUCGAUCAGAUGACAAUGACGGCACUCGUUUUUCAACGCGUUACCUCCACUGCGUUUGAGGACUCCAACAGUGAGAAAAGAAUGUUUUGCUCAACUUUAUUUUUCAUAUUUCGCGUAUUUUACCUACCAUGUUGUUGCAAUCAAAAGUGUAAUAAUCAACAUAAACUAUUAUUGUAAAUAUGUACAGUGAAGCUUGAGCUUAAAAUAUCAUGUUUAAAAGAUGGGUAGGUGAAUUACAACAACCGACCUACAUUUGGCAGUAAUUAUAUGACACUACUGAUUAUCGUAACACUGUUUAUUCCACGCAUAAAUGUCUCCUAAUUAACUCUUAUUAUGACUGUAAUUACAUCUGAUUAUGUAAAUGGACAAAAUAAAUGUAUUUUCUGUUAUUUGUUCUAUUUAAAUAAACUUUUUUUAAUAUU